AAGCAUGAAGUUACUACUAAUUAUUGCUUUCUUUGUAGUUAACGUUACGGCAUCUGGUUACGCUACGAAAAAUCAGUAUAAUUCAGGAUACGCCGUGCAACCAGCUUACCCGCAACAAUCGGUAAAUAUUUUGGCAGCUCUCAGAAAAAAUGGCUUCACAACGUUCGUAGAUCUUAUCGUGAAGGCUGGUUUACAGGAAACUUUUUCUGACGACAGAAUUUUCAUUGUAUUGGCGCCGAAGAAUGAAGCCUUCGCAGCCAUCGACCCUACAGUUUUAGCAGCCGUUCUGAAACAUAUUUCCCUGUUGAGAGACGUUCUUCUUUACCAUCUGGUGCUUUUCAGGCAAACUUGUAACGUCCUGUCUGCCAUCUUUGUUGAACAAACUCUAAACACUGCGCAAGGUGAAGUUAUGCGUUUCAACGUAUACCGGAAAAAAGGGCCUUCGUUUGCUACCGAAGAUAUUGCAACAGCUAACGGAGUACCGCUUUUAAGAGGUAUACCGAUAGGUAAAAACAUUAUCUACCCCAUUAAAAAAGUCCUCAAUCCGCAAGACUUAUCGCUCAACAACACCGUCAUCAAUUUUUUGAAAAGCAAUGAAGACUUCUCCAUCUUUCUAAGCAUAUUCGAAAAACUUCGCUUCGCCCAAAAUAGUUUCAGAACUCGUCCGAAAACGACGUUUGUUCCGACCAACGCCGCAUUCAAAGCACUUCCACCUGGUGUUCUCGAUUCCUUUUUUGCCGACCUAGACAAAUUGGUUGUGCUUUUAAACAUGCACAUCGCUUCUGGAACGUUCUACACAUCCGGACUCGUUGACGGCCCCCUCGUCGUAUUAUCAGGCGUCCCGGUGGAUAUUAGCAAUACUCCCUAUGGUAUUACCGUGAGCAAUGCCCAAAUCGUUGAGCCGGACAUAACGGUAUUUGAAGGAGUGGUACACGUUAUCGAUUCAGUUAUUCAAGUCGUGGAAACUUGCUUUAACCGGCUGUAUUAA
This is a messenger RNA of Daphnia carinata, 988 nucleotides long. RefSeq names its product transforming growth factor-beta-induced protein ig-h3-like. Gene Ontology annotation, molecular function: cell adhesion molecule binding. The record is from RefSeq and is a predicted model, not a curated record. NCBI's taxonomy places the organism in Eukaryota, Metazoa, Arthropoda, Branchiopoda, Diplostraca, Daphniidae. Bases 5 to 988 code for a protein of 327 amino acids. The transcript is spliced from 6 exons. Gene Ontology annotation, biological process: cell adhesion; extracellular matrix organization. Gene Ontology annotation, cellular component: extracellular matrix.